Molecule: messenger RNA, 1185 nt
Organism: Amoebophrya sp. A25
Lineage: Eukaryota; Dinophyceae; Syndiniales; Amoebophryaceae
Source: the annotation of a GenBank genome assembly
CUUUGGGGAUAAGAAAGAUUUGACGAAAAAGGAUAGGGAGUUCACAUCCACUGUUUUGAGGAGUUCGAUGUCUUCAGGAACUUCGAUGGAAGGAGACUAUCCUCCAUCUGAAGGUCAAGAAGAGAGUCGUCUAUUGUACACCAGAAAUUCUAGUAGUUUAGUACUCGACUCCAUGGGUUUGUCUUCAGGAGUGUCGUCCACUAUUACUAGUCGUGAACAAGAAGUCCGAGUCACAGGAGAACGCUCUUCGACCUCCUCAACUUCGUCUUCCGUUUACGUCUGCGACCUGCUUGUGAUGAAGCUCGAAGGCAAGGACGGGCGAUCCGAGUAUGCCCUAGUCGGGCCAGCUGGAGAGAUGUAUGUGGUUCGUUCAGCUUCUAGGGCGUCUAGAAUGAGCUCGAGGUCCAGGAAAUCUAGUACCAGAACUUCUUGUGGAAGGAGCAGUUCCAGAGCGUCUCGACGAGGCUCUUCGGCAAGUAGAAACACAAGAACUAGUCGCAGAAAAUCUUCAAGAACGACGACAUCUUCUACCACGUCCACAACUCGUGCAACGAAUGGUUCAGCCCCUGGGUCGUUGGAGGAGUGGUCGUCAACCUCGUCAGAGGAAGUAGAGAAUGAAGGCAGGAGAUCAUCGUCCAGACGGAAAAGUAGUACUUCCUCUCGUGUGUCAUGUCUGUCCUCCGUGGCUUUGGACGCAAAGGGAAAUUGUGUGCUUCGGAGCAACUACACGAAUACUGGAGCGAAGAAGAGUAGUAAGAAGCUUUCAGCAUCAUCUUUCUCUUUGUCCCGAUUGACUAACGGAUCACGAAUCCGAGUCACUGCGAACGUUACCACGAAUCGCAGUUCUGCCGUGUCUUCGGUUGGGACAAUAGACAUCGAAGACAUUCUGGAGGCUUUCGAAUUGCUCCAGGAUCAUGAUAAGUUGUUUUUUGCCGAUUCUACUGACCACUUUUUCGACGUAUCCUCUGGUACUAGAAGACGUUCUGCGAGAGCAAGUAGACCCGCGAAUGAAACUUCUAUCUCCGACAUCAAGACUCAACAAGAGGAGCAUCUGCGACCACUUUCUGCUGAAGUUGUCAUCCGAGAUUGCGAAAUCGUGAAUGAGGGAGGUCGUAUGAUGCUGUUGGAUCCGACGACAGGCAGAAAGUGGGCUGCAGAACGAAGGAACCAAUUGAUUCGACGCUC